GCGCCGGUCUCGGGCAUGCAGGUGAGGAGGGAGUCGCUGCGGCAGGGCGCGGCGCUGGACGAGAUGAGGCGGCGGGUCGAGCGGCGGCGGGCGCGCGCGGACGACCUCGCCGUCGCCAGGAGGAGGGCCGCCGAGGGCGUCGAGCGGCAGAAGGAGCAGAUGCAGGCGCAGAUCGAGCGGGUGCUGCUGCUUUCCAGGGCCCUCGCCGCCGCGCACCGACAGGUGCAGGAAGCCAAAGAGUUAAAAUCCGCGGAGAAGGCGCGGCUCGGGGAUCUGCAGAGGCUGCUCAGGACGAGGCAGCAGUCCAUGGUUGCCCAGGUCGCUGCCCUGUACCCCGUGAGGGUCUUCCGUGAGCUGCCCGUCGCACAAAACCACCAUUCCCGCACCAAUGGAGAGCGUCAGACACCUUCACAAGAGAAUGGAGCACUUCCUCACGAGAAUGGAAAUGGAAUUCAUUUGCUCAGUGCUAUCAAAUCUCCGCAUGUUGGUCCCUUCACCUUUUUUGGUUGGCAAAUUGGAAAGCCCAAGACAAAGCAGCCGAGUUACAGCCAUAAGGAGCUUCAGAGGUCGGCAGCUGUGCUUGGGUAUGCAGCACAUGCAGUCUUGCUUAUUGCCUCAUAUCUUGACAUUCGCCUCCGAUAUCCUUUGCGCUUUGGAGGAUCACGAUCUUAUAUCGGUGAUCGUUUGCCUUCAGCUGAAACAUCAUCCAUUGCUUCAGUGGAACAUCGAAGCAUCGACAGCGCUGACUCAAAACUAACAGAUUAUCCCCUUUUCUUGGAAUUCCAAGAUGACUCAACAAAGGCGUCCUACGCCAUUUACUUGUUGCACAAGGAUACGGAGCAGCUCUUGAACUACAUUGGAGCAGAGUGUUCUGGGAGGAAUGUGUUUGGUAAUCUGCGGGAGCUUAUUAGGAUUAUACUGUCAGACGAGUAUUUGUACAUAUGAUAGAUUCGGUUAUCAUUGUGGGUUUGGAUCGCAUAUGCUGUAGAUAUGGUGGUAUACAGGUUUAAAAAGUAGGUGUUCUUUCUGUUCUUUUGUGUGAUUCAGCCUACUCUCACUGUGCCGAGUUUUUGUAUGCACAGCAAAGAGCAGCAUUGGGUUGUGCUAGAUCAAUGAUAUAUUUACAUAUGGUUUUUUACAGGAGAAUAGUCCUCGCCAUGUGUAUUUUUGA
Hordeum vulgare subsp. vulgare (domesticated barley) is the source of this 1171-nucleotide messenger RNA. RefSeq names its product UV radiation resistance-associated gene protein-like. The coding region runs from base 16 to 945 and encodes 309 amino acids. The transcript is spliced from 5 exons. Gene Ontology annotation, molecular function: SNARE binding. Gene Ontology annotation, cellular component: lytic vacuole; endosome. Lineage: Eukaryota; Viridiplantae; Streptophyta; Magnoliopsida; Poales; Poaceae. The record is from RefSeq and is a predicted model, not a curated record. Gene Ontology annotation, biological process: SNARE complex assembly.